Messenger RNA from Austrofundulus limnaeus, 2105 nucleotides. It is a transcript of the gene lrr1, whose product is annotated as leucine rich repeat protein 1. NCBI's taxonomy places the organism in Eukaryota, Metazoa, Chordata, Actinopteri, Cyprinodontiformes, Rivulidae. Bases 386 to 1651 code for a protein of 421 amino acids. Gene Ontology annotation, molecular function: protein binding. The record is from RefSeq and is a predicted model, not a curated record. The transcript has 5 exons. Gene Ontology annotation, cellular component: cytoplasm.
GUAAAUAAUGCAGCCCAUGAAAAACACGCCCCCUGGGAAAAAAUGAACGUCACUUCCGACGCGCGCGAGACAAGCUAGCAGUGCAGCUAACAACAAACAGUUGACAUCUAAGAACACAGAAGGAUGCACCAUUUUUACAGCAUAUUUUAAAAAGUGCGUGGUCAUUCUUGUGGUGUUUAGUUUGUUGAAAAAUGCCGAAGCAUCUCCGCAAAGAAGUCCGCUCGGUUGUUGACACCCUUUAGUGCUAACUUUUUUUUCCCUUCCUUUUUUUUUCUUGUCGUUUUCGCAGAAGUUUUCCCUCUGGGAUGCAUUAAGUACCCCUCCCUCCUUUCUGCUUCGUGUCGGCAUUAUUGAGCCGGGCUUCGGUGCUCGGUAACCGGUCGCGAUGAAGCUGCAGUGUGAUGUGGAGGUGUUGAGUCGACUGCUUCCGACGUACGGGAUGAAAAGUCGGGGUAAGGGGUCGCGAGCGGUGGUCUCCAUCGGGAAGCACCCGGACAAGUCGAGUCAACGCAGUAACGUUUACAUGAUGAUCUGCACGGCCAAAGACAGGACGGGAUCGAAGUAUAAGCUAAAAGACAACAUCGAGAAGUUUUUUACUUGGUUCGUGGAAGAAGGCAAGGCAACUGUCAGGUUAAAGGAUCCAGCUGUGGACAUUUGUCUGAGCAAGGCCGACGCAAACAGCUUGAAGAGCUUCCUCGCUGCGGCUCGACUGGCGGACCGAGGGAGCGACACGAGCAGCCUUCCUCUGUCCACGCUCACGCCUGUUCGUGCCAGAGACGUGGAGCAGCUAAAGAAGAAGCUCACCAUCGUGUCCAGGAAGGAUUACCCCCUCGCCUCCAGCUURCCUUACUCCCUGGAGCAGCUGCAGGUCUCGUACUGUAAACUCUCACGAGUCGACAUGCGCAUGCUGUCCCUCAAAGCUCUGCGCAGGCUGGACCUCAGCAACAACCACAUCAAGAAGCUCCCCGCCACCGUCGGCAACCUCGCCUGCCUCUCGGAGCUCAUCCUUCACAACAACCACCUGGAGGCCUUCAGCGAAGCCCUCUGCCUGUCCACCCUGCAGCGGACCCUCCAGGUCCUGGACCUCAGCCAGAACCGCCUGCGGUCGCUGCCCGCCCGCUUCUGUCAACUCCGAGAACUCGUCAACCUCAAGCUGGACGACAACAAGCUGGUUUGCUUGCCGUUCCACGUGGGGCGGCUCGCCAAGCUGAGGUUCCUGUUCGCUGCUCACAACCAGCUCACCGUUCUGCCUUGUGACUUCCGUAAGCUGAGUCUGGAGAACUUGGACCUGUUUGGAAAUCCCUUCCUUCAUCCCAAUCCUCUGGACCACACGAUGCAGCUGUCGUUUCCCCUGCCUCUGCAAGAACUAGCCUCCAGGGCUGUGACUGAGCUCAGGAUUCCUUACGGACCUCGCCUCCUUCCUGCACAUCUGUGUCGAGACCUGGAAUCAGCCAAAACGUGCGAGUGCGGCCGCGUCUGCGUCAGCUUCUACAUCGAGACGGCGGUGCGCAUGAACCUGCACCAGGUGUCCCACACGGUGGUGCUGGUGGACGACAUGGGGGGCACGGACGCACCCGUGCAACAGCACUUCUGCUCCCUCUCCUGUUACUCUGAGUUCUUAGACAACUCCCUGCAGCGAGGCGUGAAAUGAGAAAGCAGACGUCUUUGACCUGAAUACACGGUGACGUUUGGGCGUUGAUUGUGUUUUUGUGCAGACUSUGAAAGAGACGUAGCUCCAUGUUUAGAGUGGAUUCAGUCAAGUUGUGCUUUUAACAGUGCUUCAAAGAGUUAUUUUUAUACAGAAUUAAACUAACUCAGGACCAGCUCCAUUUGCACCAGAGUAGCACCGACUUCCUGCAGUAACUCACAAGUUCUGAGCUGCUGCUGAGUUUUAGACAUUAUAUAUUUUUUGUUUCUUUGUUUUGUUUUCUCUUUCUUUUAGAGCAGACUACAGGUUCACAUUACCUACUUCUUUCAGGCAGGGUAAUAAAGACAUAACUUGUUGCCUCAAGGUUUAUAAACGGGUGAUAAAGUGAUUUGACUAUUACUUUGUUAAAAACCGUGAGUUUUUAUAAAUGCAAAAAGAAUAAAAGCAUUCAUUGUUA